UAAAACCCCUCGUUCAUGGUAGCACUGUACAUCGCUUCUUCUUUCUGGAAGUGUGAGGAUUUUGGCUUUUCCUACAGAACACUGGCUGUCAUGUUUGUGUAUAAGGUGACUGUGGGCCUGCUGGCCCUGCUGUUCAUCUGCUCUGUUAGAGCUGAGGAGGAGUUGUCUGUUGGGGAGUUGAUCGAAAGAGCUAACAGAGCAAUCAGUCGUAAUGGUGAUGGGCCUAAGCUGAUUGAAAGAGACAUUGUUGUUCCUGAUAACAGUGAGAGGAAUGCUGAUCCCUGUACCUCUGCUGCUUGCCUGUGGCCAAAAUCCUCUGAUGGCUAUGUCUAUAUUCCCUACCUCAUUGCCAACCAAUACACUUCCAGUGAACUGCAGGCCAUCCAGCGUGGUCUGAACUCCUUCUCCUCCGUCUCCUGCAUCCGCUUCAUACAACGUACCAAUGAGAGGGAUUACAUCACCAUUCAGUCCCUUAAUGGAUGCUACUCUCCAGUUGGAAGACAAGGUUACAGUCAGACGGUUUCUCUGGCCCGUUUUGGCUGCAUCUACCUCAGCACAAUCCAGCAUGAGCUGCUCCAUUCUCUGGGUUUCAACCAUGAACAGACCCGCAGUGACCGUGACAACUACAUCCGUAUUGUCUGGGAGAACAUUAUUGAUGACAUGAAGUACAACUUCAACAAGAUCAAUACUCUGAACCUGGGAACUCCCUAUGACUACAACUCUGUUAUGCAGUAUGAAAAAACUGCUUUCUCUAAGAAUGGCCUGCCCACCAUGGUCCCCAUCCCCAACAGUAACGUGCCCUUCGGCACGGCGACACAAAUGAGCCAAAAUGACAUUAUCAGACUCAACAAACUCUACAAGUGCUAGACUGAUGAACACUGCAAAGGCCUUUCUUCCUGGUGCCCCUUUAAGACUUUGCCUACAAGGAUAUAAGAGAUGUUUCAAGCAGUUUGACUCUAACAAUAAAAUUAGCAACUUUA
Molecule: messenger RNA, 980 nt
Organism: Pangasianodon hypophthalmus (striped catfish)
Lineage: Eukaryota; Metazoa; Chordata; Actinopteri; Siluriformes; Pangasiidae
Product: high choriolytic enzyme 1-like
Exons: 9
Coding region: 16-867 (283 amino acids)
Biological process (GO): proteolysis
Molecular function (GO): metalloendopeptidase activity; zinc ion binding
Source: RefSeq, a predicted model, not a curated record